Molecule: messenger RNA, 903 nt
Organism: Fomitopsis serialis
Lineage: Eukaryota; Fungi; Basidiomycota; Agaricomycetes; Polyporales; Fomitopsidaceae
Product: aquaporin-like protein
Exons: 9
Biological process (GO): water transport; glycerol transmembrane transport
Cellular component (GO): plasma membrane
Molecular function (GO): water channel activity; glycerol channel activity
Source: RefSeq, a predicted model, not a curated record
CAACCGCGGCUCCUGGCCCCCUGGCAGAAGCACAGGCGGGGACGUGCCCGCUGGUUCGUAGAGUUCGUCGCGGAAGCGUUGUCUACCUUCCUCUACACGUUUGCGGGUACUGGAUCGACUGCAACGUAUGUCCUAGGAAACCUCCUGGGAGUGCAGGGCGUCGGCAGUGUGCUUCAAGUCGGGAUGGCAUAUUCCCUUGGAAUCGUGCUGGCGGUUAUCAUCUGUCUGCCGACGUCCAAUGGGCACGCAAAUCCUGCCUUCACGAUCUGGCACAUGCUCACUGGCAAUUCAACUAGCCUUUAUAUUGAUCACAACUUAUGCCAUCGUCGCACCAGACUUAUCGUUGCGCAAAUUGUUGGGGCCUACGUCGCGUGCUUGCUCAUUUACGUGCAAUACCACGACAUGAUCAAGGAAGCGAUUGCAGGUCUGCAAGCAAAGGAUCUCUACGACUCAGUCAUGUUCACGGCGCAAGGCCCAGGCGGCAUCUUCGGACUGUACGCCACGCCUGGGGCUAACCUGGGCAACGUCUUCUUGAAUGAAUUCGUCUGUGACUUCGUCCUAGCCGUCGUGAUCUUCGCCUGCCUAGAUCCCACCAACGCGUUUUCGCCUCCGGUCGCCGCUCCUUGGAUCAUCGGCUUUACUUAUGGGAUCGUCAUCUGGGGCUUUUCUCCCGCAAGCCUCGCAGCUAACUCGGCACGCGACGUCGGCGGUCGUCUGGCAGUCCUCUCGCUCUGGGGGCUCCCGGCUUCAGGCGGAAGCUACGCUGCAAUCGCUGCUCUGACGAACAUCCCCGCGACGAUCUUGGGAGGCAUCUUCUACCACUUCAUCUUCACCGACUCUGACCGCGUCCUCACGCCCGCGUCCCUCGAGCUCUUGAGCGCCACGAAGGCCUACGAAGAUCGC